Rana temporaria (common frog) is the source of this 2434-nucleotide messenger RNA. RefSeq names its product gastrula zinc finger protein XlCGF57.1-like. NCBI's taxonomy places the organism in Eukaryota, Metazoa, Chordata, Amphibia, Anura, Ranidae. The record is from RefSeq and is a predicted model, not a curated record. Gene Ontology annotation, molecular function: RNA polymerase II cis-regulatory region sequence-specific DNA binding; DNA-binding transcription factor activity, RNA polymerase II-specific. Gene Ontology annotation, biological process: regulation of transcription by RNA polymerase II. The coding region runs from base 24 to 1979 and encodes 651 amino acids. The transcript has a single exon.
CUUCAGAUGUCCAUCUAAGAUCAAUGGAACCUUCUAAUCCUGAGGAACCUUCUAAUAAAUCCCAUACUAUGACUUCAGAUGUCCAUCUAAAAUCAAUGGAUCUUUCUAAUCCUGAGGGAUCUUGUGAUAAAUCCCAUACUAUGACAUCAGAUGUCCAUCUAAGAUCAACAGAUCCUUCUAAUCCUGAGGAACCUUCUAAUGAAUCCCAUACUAUGACUUCAGAUGUCCAUCUAAGAUCAAUGGGUCCUUCUAAUCCUGAGGGAUCUUGUGAUAAAUCCCAUACUAUGACAUCACAUGUCCACCUGAGAUCAAUGGGUCCUUCUAAUCCUGAGGGAUCUUCUGAUAAAUCCCAUACUGUUACUCCAGAAAUCCCUCAGAGAUCUCACAGUGCAGAUAGAUCAGCAGAUCCAUCAAAUCCUAAGAAACCAUCUUUGAGCCAUGAAGACGUUGACACAGAAGAAAGUUCAAUGUCAUGUUCGACGUGUGGGAAAUCUUUCACUGACAAAAAAGCGUUUCUUAAACAUGAGAAAUAUCACAAGAGUGAGCGUUCUUUUUCCUGUUCAGAGUGCGGGAAAUCUUUCGUUCAGAAAGGACACUUUAUAAACCACCAGAGAAUUCACACGGGCGAGCGUCCUUUCUCAUGUUCAAAAUGUGGCAAAACCUACAUUCAGAAAGUCGACCUCCAGAGACACCAGAUAACACACACGGGCGAGCAUCCCUAUUCAUGUUCAGAGUGCGGAAAAGGCUUCUCUAAGAAAGGAAAACUUCUUGAACACCAGAGAGUUCACACAGGUGAACGUCCUUUCUCAUGUUCAGAGUGUGGGAAAUGUUUCUCUUUGAAAGGAUCGCUUGUGGCACACCAGAGAGUCCACACGGGUGAGCGUCCCUUUUCAUGCUCAGUAUGCGGGAAAGGCUUCACUCAGACGGGAGCGCUACGCUUACACAAGACAAUUCACACGGGUGAACGUCCGUUUUCGUGUUCAGAGUGCGGGAAAUGUUUCAGUCAGAAAGGACACUUUCUUGCACACCAGAGAGUUCAUCUGGGUGUGCGUCCUUUCUCCUGUUUGGAGUGCGGAAAAUGUUUUGCUGAUAAAAGAAGACUUUAUUUACACCAGAAAAAACACACCGGCGAGCGUCCUUUUCCAUGUGUAGAGUGUGGGAAAUCAUUCAUUCACAAAGCAGACCUUCUGAGACACCAGAAGUGUCACGUGGGGGAACGCGCCUUUUCCUGCUCUGAGUGCGGGAAAUGUUUUCUUCACAAUAGCGUACUUAUUGCACACCAAAGAAUUCACACAGGCGAAUAUCGUUUUUCAUGUUCGGAGUGCGGGAAAGGCUUCCCUGGGAAAGUGAGCCUUCUUAAACACCAGAGAACUCACACGGGUGAGCGCCCUUAUUUAUGUUCAGAGUGCGGGAAAAGUUUUACUGAGAAAAAAAAACUUAGCACGCACCAGAAGAUUCAUGCAGAGGAGCGUCCUUUUUUAUGUUCAGAGUGCGGGAAAAGUUUCAUUCAGAAAAGCAGCCUCCUUAUACACCAGAGGAGUCACACGGGCGAGCGUCCUUUUUCAUGUUCGGAGUGCGGAAAAUGCUUUGCCGAGAAGGCAAUACUUCGUACUCACCAGAGAAUUCAUACAGGCGAGCGUCCCUACUCAUGUUCAGAGUGCGGGAAAGGUUUCACUGGGAAGAAAGCGCUUCAUGUACAUCAGAGAAACCAUAUGAGCGAGCGCCCUUUCAAAUGUAUAGAGUGUGGGAAAGGUUUCAUUCUUAAAGCAGCCCUCGCCCAGCACCAGAUAGUCCACACGGGCGAGCGCCCUUUCCCUUGCUUGAAGUGCGGGAAAUGUUUUACUCAGAAGGGGAACCUCAACAUACACCUGAAACGGCACACUGGAGAGUUCCCUUUUCCGUGCCCAAAGUGCAGGAAACGUUUCGGUGAGAAGGAAGAACUUCGUGCGCACCAGAAAAGUCACACCAAAGUGCGGUAGACGUGGGCGGAGCCAAUUCGUUUGGUUUAUUCGAAUUUGAAUUGAUUUGAAUUUUUCGAAUUAGAAUUCGGAUUUUGGAAGAUGGUUCUAUCGUUAUAUUCUUUCUAUAUUAUUAUAAUUAUAUAUAUAAGAAAAAGGGGCCAAGGGGGUACCACAUCUAUAUAGACUAUUAACAAAAAUUGUAGGACUUAGGAGCGGACUUUAUAGGCACCAGAAAAGGAAAACAAAUAUAAUAGAAAAAAAUAUAUCAAUUUGAAUGUAUAAAAUUAUAAAAUUAGACAAUGGAACAUUUAAAAAACAAAAUAUUAGACUCUCAGUAGAAGAGCCACACAUGGUAUGUGCGAAUCCCUGUUAGUGCUUGGUAGGGCUGGGGGGAAAAUCGUUUUGAAUCUUGAAUCGAGUUGCGAGGGCCACUCGCGGCCUUUUCCCAGGAUGGCGGCGAGCUGCGGCAGGAU